AUAACAACGCAAUUUUUCAUUGAAGAAAGCAAAGAAUACAAGUCAAUUACAUUGACUCCUGAGAUGACUGCUCUUGAGGUUAUGAAUAUAUUUAGAAGCAACAAUACUAUUUCUGAUGCUGGUGCUUGGACAAUAUUUGAAGUGGUAGAAGAAUAUAAUUUGGAACGGCCAUUAAGAGAUUGGGAAUCUGUGGCAUGGGUUAUUGGAACGUGGGAAUUGGGUAAAAAGAAUUCUCUUGUUUUGAGAAAAUAUGCACAUAGAAAUGCUUUAACACUUGCGGUAAAUAUUAAAAAAAACAAGUGGCAAAAGCGAUUUGUCCAAAUAAAGGACGGAUCUCUAUAUCAUAGCAAAGAUUAUAAGGUAUUUUGUUUUUAUAUAUACAAUUUUGAUGUGUAUGUAUGCAUGAAAACUUUUAAAACAUUUCCGACAAACUUUGUUUUUGCAAUAAAAUCGCAAGAUAAAAUUACAAUGUUUGAAAAUCCUGAGAAUGAUUAUAUGCACUAUCUAUGUGCGGAUCAUCUAGAAAAAAUGAAUGAAUGGAUCAUUGCUGUCAGAAUGGCUAAAGUAAGUUAUAAUUUCUUUGAAAAAUUUAUUAAUUAUUUAAUAAUGACGUAA
Messenger RNA from Rhizophagus irregularis DAOM 181602=DAOM 197198, 615 nucleotides. The record is from RefSeq and is a predicted model, not a curated record. Lineage: Eukaryota; Fungi; Glomeromycota; Glomeromycetes; Glomerales; Glomeraceae.